CUCAAGCCAAAUCCUUCCUCUUUAGCUCGUGUGCAUGUGGAAGGGCCACCGAAAAUGAAGCGCAAUAGUGAAGUGUCUUCUUCCCGCCGUAAAAGCCGAAAGGCUCACUUCUCAGCUCCGUCAAGUGUAAGGAGAAAGCUCAUGAGUGCCCCACUGUCGAAAGAACUCCGACAGAAAUACAAUGUCCGCUCUAUUCCCGUCCGCAAAGACGACGAAGUUCAAGUCACACGUGGGCAUUUCAAAAGCCAACAGGUCGGAAAGGUGAUCCAAGUCUACCGUAAAAAAUGGGUUAUUCACAUUGAUAGAAUCCAGCGAGAGAAGGCUAAUGGUGCCACCGUUAGUGUUGGAAUCCACCCCAGCAAGGUCGAGAUUGUCAAACUUAAGAUCGACAAGGAUAGAAAGAAGAUUUUGGAUAGAAAGAACCGCUCCAAGUUGGCCGAGAAAGGAAAGCACACGGAAGAGGAGGUUCAAGCUAUGCCUACGGAGUGAAUUGAAUGCAAGCCCAAGAUCGAGCUUCUAUCAUGUACACACAGCCAGCCUUGAUGAAUAAAUAAUGAAAUAACUCCA
Nematostella vectensis (starlet sea anemone) is the source of this 567-nucleotide messenger RNA. RefSeq names its product 60S ribosomal protein L26. The transcript is spliced from 2 exons. Bases 55 to 489 code for a protein of 144 amino acids. Gene Ontology annotation, molecular function: RNA binding; structural constituent of ribosome. The record is from RefSeq and is a predicted model, not a curated record. Gene Ontology annotation, biological process: ribosomal large subunit biogenesis; cytoplasmic translation. Gene Ontology annotation, cellular component: cytosolic large ribosomal subunit. Lineage: Eukaryota; Metazoa; Cnidaria; Anthozoa; Actiniaria; Edwardsiidae.